CCCUAAAUUUGGAGCUGUCCACUUGCAACUAGUUCGGAUCCUUGCUUGCAGAUCCAGUUCAGAAUUCAUCUCAUUUUGGACCGAGGACAUAUUGAAUUGAUGAAGGAUUGAAGAACUUGGCACACGAUGGCAGAACGCCAGCCACGUACCCGGACGCAAAUUCUAAAGGAGAGGGUGGAGGAGAAAAUCAACCACUUCAAAGACCUUGCAAGCCAACAAGGUCUGACAGGAUCUGACAUCGAUGACUGCAUCAUUUUAGCACUCAAGGCUAACAAAAGACAGUCUAAACCGGCUUCAAAAUUGUGGAGAAAUCUAGCUCAAGGGACAAUCAUCUUUUCAGUCAUCUUGCUCUGUCUAUGGGUUGUAAUCAUUAACCACAAACCAACCAAGCAAUUCUUUGAACUCCUGUUUUUUAAGACGUCUUAUCCGGUAAUGAGAGCUGUUCGAUUGUUAAGUCUACCGCUUGCAAGGAGAGUCGAUUUAAGUUACAUCUAUUACUCAGAAUGUGCCUUACCGAAUCCCCUGUAUCAUGGUGCUACUGAUUUUCCCGACUGCUAUCCAUGCACAGUUGUGUCUAGUAUUGAAGUCAUCGAAGGUGCUUCAGGCUAUUUUAGUUUCGGACGUCCUUUCAUGUUUAAGGAUCCAAAAGUCAAUCAGUUCACAUAUGGCGACAUGCAGACAUGGCACAGUAAAAACCAGAAGAUUUUCAGCCAAACCAGAGCGGAUCAUGUUCAAUCUUCCAAUCCAUUUGUGCAUUCAACAGCUGAUCUAUUUACAGAGGAGAGAGUUGAGGAUGAUCUUGAACAGUCUCCAUUUUCAUUUGAGUGGAGAGUAGCCAGUGCUGGUAGUGUGCGUCUAGUUAGGAACCUUUGUGGUAAACCGAGCUUUAUUCCUUCUGGGUCAGAGGUCAUUCCUGAGAUGUUCCUCAUCAUCGAUUCUUCCUCAUCUUAUCCUCAUAAUAUGCCUAAACCGUCUUUCCCUGGCUAUGCCUGGAUAUCACAAUCUCACGGAUCAAGAGAGAUAGUCUUGUCUCCAGUCCCACAAUGCAAGAACAACUGCACGGACGUCUCACUCUUACUGGAACCCGGCAAUGUUUUGUUCCUUGAUACAAGAUACUGGGAGCUUCAGUCCUUUCCAUUCGGAGAUGGCGGCAUCAGCGUGUCCUGUCUGGGUUCCUUUGCAUGAUCAUAGGCAUCUACUCAGUCCUAGAACCUUGCAGAGUCCAUCCGUCUUGCAGCCCGUCAGAUAUUCCAAGUUCGAAGACCAGCAAUGCCUGCCAGAGAUUUCAGGCAGGGAAGAGUGGCUCAGCUUGAGACCACCAGCCAUUGUGUGUGAAUGUAUAUGGGGAUAGACAAUGAUAAAGGUGUGAAAAAGAGAUUUGGCGCAUGAGCAAGAGGGCGCCAUGACAUUUGCUUAUGUCGAGCCUUUAUAUUUCCAUAGGUCAGAGAACUUUCAU
Messenger RNA from Lytechinus variegatus (green sea urchin), 1456 nucleotides. Its product is annotated as bombesin receptor-activated protein C6orf89 homolog. Lineage: Eukaryota; Metazoa; Echinodermata; Echinoidea; Temnopleuroida; Toxopneustidae. Bases 127 to 1185 code for a protein of 352 amino acids. The transcript is spliced from 7 exons. The record is from RefSeq and is a predicted model, not a curated record.